UUACAGCCAAAGAACGUUAAAAUUGUUGAGUGUUUAAUUUUCCAAAAUCCAUUUUCUAGCGUACAAUUAAAGUGAAAAACACAUAAAUAGCAAUGGUUUCCAUCCGGCAGGCGAUAAGCUUCGUGCUAUCGCUGUUGUCUUUCAUUUCGGUGUUCUAUUCGGUCGGAAAAUUGGCCGUUUUUCUGGCCACGCCUGUGCAGCUGGACCUGAAGCACAUCUUGUUUCAGAGUGUUUUGGAUGAUCGGAACCUGCUGAAGGCCACCACAUUCUCGCUGCUGUUCAACUCGGUGUGGAUCAUUCUGUUUGUUCUCCAACAUUCGGCCAUGAAGAGUCAUGCGGUCAAGAGUUUGUGGCGCAAGCUAGGUCUCGAGCUAGCCGAACGCAGCAUCUACAAUGUGGCCUCCGCUUAUUGUUUACUGCUGUUGCUGAAGAAUUGGAAAACGGCUCAGUCCUACCAGUUGUGGCACAUCGAUGUCAGGUCCAGUUCAACCUUGUGGUGGACGUUUGUCUCCGCUCACGUUAUUUCGUGGAUCGUAAUCUAUGGAGGUAGUUUGUUGAUGGAUCUUCCCGAGCUUAUUGGACUUAAACAGAUCUAUUACGACAUUAACGAUUUGGCCCCGCCGAUGAGCUACAAAUCUCGGGAGUUGAAAAACUUUUACGCUCGUCUGCGUCAUCCAUCCUUUGUGGGACUCUCGGUGGUGCUUUGGAUCACCAAUAGUAUGAGCUUGGACCGUCUUCUGCUGGCCGUUAUUUGGACUGUUUACAUGUACUUGUCGUGGAAUACGAACAAAACGGAUCUUGAGUAUCACAAAUAUCAACUUGGUCGCAAAAAGACGGAGCUGACCGGAGUAACUAAAUAGGUAUUUUUUCUAUUUAUUAAUUUUAAUCUGUCUACAUGUUCAGGCAUAUCAAUUCGAGAUUCACUUAAAUGCCUUAAUAAUCCUUAAAUUGGGAUUAACAUAUUCUAAAAAAAAUUGCUAUUAGGUAAACCUUUUUCGUAUCGUCAAAGAUUAGAAAUUGAAGCACUAUUCAGAACCAUGAUAGUUUGAUCUUAACUUUUAUAAGAAAGGAAUAGAACAAAAAAUAAUAAAGUAAUUGUAAAGGUUUAAACAUUUAAAAAGAAAUCACGCGAGGAAGAAUGACCUUAAUGGGUUAUAUUCCUAUAAAAAAGGAAAAAAAAUCAAUCUAGUUGAACCUGUCGCCAUCUCUUUUAUCAUAUUUUUUAAUUAUAUCUGAUCAAUUCAAUUAUUUAAAUUAACCAAAAACUUGUGUAUUAUUUAAUGGCACAUUGAGUCUGAUUAACAUUACUUACCACAAUAAAUUUAAAGGUAUACAUUAUAA
Molecule: messenger RNA, 1341 nt
Organism: Uranotaenia lowii
Lineage: Eukaryota; Metazoa; Arthropoda; Insecta; Diptera; Culicidae
Product: nurim homolog
Exons: 3
Coding region: 93-860 (255 amino acids)
Cellular component (GO): nuclear membrane
Source: RefSeq, a predicted model, not a curated record